GGUUUAUCCGCCAAGUAAGACAUAGUCCGUUGGGCUUAGUUCAUAAUCGAUAUACGAUGUAUUUUCAUUCAUCACCACCUAACCCUAGAUAUAUAUAAUAAACCACAAAAACCAUCGUCACUUCACUUGGACACUAACAGAGGGUUUCAAUCUUCAAGUUGCAGCUUAGCUUCUUCAUCUCACCAUGUCUAGGAGAAAGAACAGAGAGCCCAAGGAGGAGACUGUUACACUCGGACCAACUUUAAGGGAUGGGGAAAAGGUGUUUGGUGUUGCACAUAUUUUUGCGUCAUUCAAUGAUACUUUCAUUCAUGUUACUGAUUUGUCCGGAAGAGAAACCCUUGUUCGGAUUACUGGUGGUAUGAAGGUGAAGGCUGAUAGGGAUGAAUCCUCUCCUUAUGCUGCUAUGCUUGCAGCACAAGAUGUGUCGCAGCGUUGCAAGGAACUUGGUAUCACUGCACUUCACAUCAAGCUCAGAGCUACGGGAGGGAAUAAAACAAAAACACCUGGACCUGGUGCCCAAUCUGCCCUGAGAGCCCUUGCUCGAUCAGGCAUGAAAAUUGGCCGUAUAGAGGAUGUUACUCCAAUCCCCACGGAUAGUACCCGCAGAAAGAGUGGUAGAAGAGGAAGAAGGCUUUAAGUCCCUUUACUUUUGUUAUGCGGUUUUGAUCGCUACAUGCACUUGUGCUUUAUCUGAUUAUCUAGACAGCAGUGGAGAAUGUUUUCUGCCAUUUCCCCAAUCUUUUGAUGCUGUGGUGUGAUUGAACAAUUGGAUUUUUCUUAGUUUUUAUUACCCAAGUCAUCUAUUCCUUUUUAACAUUUCAUGUAGUUAUACAAUAUUUUAAAGAAAAUUAACUACUUUUCUAAA
This is a messenger RNA of Cuscuta europaea, 865 nucleotides long. The record is from the annotation of a GenBank genome assembly. NCBI's taxonomy places the organism in Eukaryota, Viridiplantae, Streptophyta, Magnoliopsida, Solanales, Convolvulaceae.